AUGAGUACUCUGUGUUGGAAUGUCCAAGGUAUGGGCUCACCAAGGACAUUCAAGUACUUAAGUGACAUUGUUCACAAGUUUAAGCCCGAAUUGGUUUUUUUGAUGGAGACAAGAACGAGUAUUGUGAAGUUAGAAGCUCUGAGUAAAAAGUUGCAUAUGGAAGGUUGUUUUGGGGUUGGAUGCGAAGGAAAGAGUGAAGGUCUAGGGUUGCUUUGGACAGUGAAAGAAGAUAUUUCUGUCUUAAGUUACUCUAAACACUAUAUUGAUUGUAUAGUGCAGAAGAAGAAUCAAUUAAUUUGGAGGUUUACCGGUUUCUAUGGUAACCCUAAUCAUUUAAAAAGGGUUCACUCGUGGACUCUAUUAUCUAGACUAAGCAGUCUAUUUAAUGGACCGUGGUUAUGCAGUGGUGAUUUUAAUGAGGUGUUGGAUCAUUCCGAAAAGCUAGGGGGUGCAAAGAAGCCUGAUUUUCUCAUUCAAAACUUCAGAAAUGCUUUGGAGGUUUGUGAUCUUUUUGAUGCAGGGGGUGUGGACAGUGGGUUUACUUGGUGGGGUAAUAGAGGUGCUGAAGUGGUGAAAGAAAGACUUGAUAGAUUCACUAUCAACUUGGGUUGGAAAGGUUUAUUUCCUGAUUGCUCAGUGGAGCAUUUAGAGAUGUGGGGGUCAAACCAUAGACCAAUUUUAAUGCAUAAUACAAAGCUAAGGGGCAAGGCGAAUCAAAGGAGAAGGAGGAACGUAAGAUUUUUUUUUGAAGAAACCUGGACUACAAAACAAGAGUUCAGGGAAAGGGUUAAUGAUUCGUGGUCUUCUUAUUCUGGAAACCAAAAUUUCAGUACGAUGGUUAGAAAGCUGAAGAGGUGUGCAAAUGAUUUUCAUAGCUGGGGUAAAGAGGCUAUUGAGGAUCUGCAGAAACAGAUAAAGGAGAAGAAGAGUGAGUUAAUAUCUUUGUUGAAUUCCCCCAAUCUGGAAUUCCAAUAG
Molecule: messenger RNA, 975 nt
Organism: Mercurialis annua (annual mercury)
Lineage: Eukaryota; Viridiplantae; Streptophyta; Magnoliopsida; Malpighiales; Euphorbiaceae
Exons: 1
Coding region: 1-975 (324 amino acids)
Molecular function (GO): catalytic activity
Source: RefSeq, a predicted model, not a curated record